CUUAUUCCGCAGUGUUUAGUUCCUUCAAUUUUAGUUAUGCUGCUAUUAAGCGGAGAAAGUCGAAUCUUGUGUACAUAGCCGGCGUUUCAGUUGGAUUUUUAGAAUUUUUGGCUGAUAAAACCCGAUUGUUGUUAAAACUUAAUAACGUAAUCGCUGGAAGACGACGCCAGUAUUACAGGAAUGAAAGGUUUUAUGGCCAAAGUUCGGUAUGUUUUCGCCGUGAUGGUUAUCACUGGUUCCGCACCCAAUUAUUUUCUGUUAUGGGCUUUGUGGCGAGGUAUUUCUCUGUUUAUGCCACACUGGAAGUACCAAGAUGGUGAUGAUUUUCUUUACUCAAUGUACCAAAGGAUGGUGAUUUUUUUCUUUGAACACUGCACUGGUCAAAAAGUUUACUUUACUGGAGAUGCUGCAGCCAUUUUUAGCAAGAAAGAAAAUGUUCUCUAUCUAGGUAACCACCAGUCUACAGUUGAUUGGAUUGUGUGUAACAUGGUUGCAAUCAGACAAGGAAGCAUAGGUCAUCUGAGAUAUGUUAUGAAGGACACACUCCAAGCUUUACCUUUGUAUGGUCAUUAUUUCUAUCAGCAUGGUUGCAUUUAUGUGAAACGAGGAGAUUUCAAGCAAAAAAAAAUGGAAUCAGCACUAGAUUAUUUGAAAGACCCAAAAAUUAAGUCAUGGACAGUGAUAUUUCCUGAAGGAACUUGUUUUGCCCCAAAUGAAUAUGACCUCAUUAAAAAAUCUAACAAGGCAGCUGAUGAUAAUGGAUUGAAACCACUCGUCAAUCACUUGACUCCCCGGUACAGAGGCUCAUUUCUUGCGCUCGCUAAAUUACGAAGUAAUUUGGACGCAAUUUAUGAUGUUACAUGCGUCUAUUCCGGUUCCGUGAAUGAUAAAAAAGAAAGAAUUCCGGCACCCGAAUUGAUAGAUUUUCUCCUUGGGAAAAAUAGUGAAAUGUAUAUUCAUGUGAGGCGCAUUCCUAUAGAAGAUGUACCGGAAGACGAAGCCCAGUUCAAGAGCUGGAUGCAUAGUUUAUUCACUGUGAAGGAUGAGCUUGUAUCGCGAUUUUACCAAGAUGGGUACUUCCAAAAGGAUGUGGAACUAAAAACUGUAGAGAAUCAUUAUGCUCUUCCCUAUACUGCUACAGUACCAAGUUUCCUGUUUUUCGUACUAUCUUUCUUGCCUUUGGUACUCUUCCCUGAGCUGAGGCUUCUGUGGUUGCAGGGUAUUCUGUUAUCCACGGUAUGUGGAUACUUGGUACUUGCUAUCAAAUCCGUUUGUUAAGUCUUCAUAAUUGUGACGUUCAGCCUUUCCGCAAACGAACCGCCAAUUUUUCUGCCAAGACUUCUCACGUUUGUGAUUACCCUUACAUCUUAUGACUGGCUUAGAACGAUAUCGUGGGAAUAUACUAUAUAGUGUUUUUUUUUUGUUGCUCACCUAGCUGUGACAGCGUAUCAUUGUUGCACCAGAAAAAUAUCUGUAACAAUGAUAAACAUGAAUUUAACAUCAAGAAAAAUAUCUAGCGAUAAGACUUAAAUAAUGGUCGUCUCAUAGAAAUAACAAUGAAAACAAAAAUACAUAAUACUCCUGUA
This is a messenger RNA of Daphnia magna, 1586 nucleotides long. Its product is annotated as 1-acyl-sn-glycerol-3-phosphate acyltransferase epsilon. The record is from RefSeq and is a predicted model, not a curated record. The transcript is spliced from 7 exons. Gene Ontology annotation, cellular component: endomembrane system; mitochondrion. NCBI's taxonomy places the organism in Eukaryota, Metazoa, Arthropoda, Branchiopoda, Diplostraca, Daphniidae. The coding region runs from base 181 to 1278 and encodes 365 amino acids. Gene Ontology annotation, molecular function: acyltransferase activity.